GAGAUUGUCCUUACCGGAGAAUUUCAACGGUAACUGGAGUGACGUGCGAAGGAGGAAGUGAGGGGUUGUGGAAAGAAGAGAAGGUGAAUGUACAAGACGGAGAAGAGAAAGCAUGAUUCGAGGAGUAAAGAUCAAAGAGCACAGUACGAGUAGCGAGCAGUUGGUGCUGAUUUGCUGGUCGAUUUUCAUUAAGGGUUUGAUAAAGCUAUGAUGAAUGAAGAAAGGAUGGCGGUAGCGGGUGGUGCGGUAUGUGAGAAUACAGAGACGAUGACAAUGAUAUCUCAGCGACCAAAACCGAAUUUGCCGUCGUUUGAAGAAAUAAGACGUGCCGUGCCGCCAUCAUGUUUCGAAAAGUCGCUGUUCAAAUCACUCUUUUAUCUCGUUUUCGAUUUUGUUAUACUGUAUGGUUUGUACAGAUUUGUUGGUGUAUUCGAAUCAUUUGGAAUUUUUGGGCUAUUUAUAUGGUAUUGCUUUACGGGAAUGUUUGGAUCGUCACUGUUUGUGGUUGGUCAUGAUUGCGGUCAUGGUACCUUUUCCAAAUAUACUUGGGUCAAUGAUCUUUUUGGACAUAUCGCUCAUGCCCCACUUUUGACACCAUACUGGCCCUGGAAGAAGUCGCACAGACAACAUCAUCAGUACACUUCUCAUAUUGACAAUGACAUGGGACAUCCCUGGGUGGUCGAAAAAGAUUUCAUGACACGAGGUUGGAUAAUGCGUCAUUUUUCAAAGAUUCCACUUUCCGGUUUUAUUCGAUGGAGCCCAAUUUACACGAUGGUCGGUCUACCAGACGGCAGUCAUUUUUGGCCUUAUAGUAAACUUUUUAACACCAAUCGUGAACGAAUGGAAUGUGUUAUUAGUGGUUUAGCAUGUUUAUUUUGUACUGUGGUGGCCUUUGUUAUAUGUAAUUAUAGCUGGUUCACAUUCGUCAAAUAUUAUUACAUUUCGUUGUUGUUUCAAGGUUACUGGCUUGUUAUCAUAACUUAUCUGCAGCACAACGAUUAUAGUAUAGAGGUUUACGAGGAAGGCUACUGGAGUUAUGUGAUGGGGCAAGUACAAACCAUUGAUCGGGUGUAUGGUUUUGGAAUUGAUACAGUGCUGCAUCAUAUUACCGAUGGGCACGUGGCUCAUCAUUUCUUCUUCACGAAAAUUCCGCAUUACCAUUUAAUGGAAGCAACAGUGGCAAUUAAAAGUGUCCUGGAGCCUUAUAAGGCAUAUCGAUGUAAAAGCAAUACCGACUUUUUGUUGGAUUAUUUGACGCUCAAUAUUAAAUUAGAAUACCUUAUUGGUAGAGGUACUGGCAUUCUUACCUAUGCUAGACAACAAAAAGAGGAAUGAUUUGUUGAGUUUUUUAUAAUAACCGGUUCAAAAAGAAGUGAACCCGGGAAUUCUUUCACUUCAGUUUUUCAAGAAAUGACGUUGACAGUUGAUGACAUUUGCUGGUAGAAGUUCGAUUUUAUUGAUAUGAAUUCUGCUUCACUGGUAUUAAAAAUUUCUAUUUUUCGAUGAUAGUAAAGUUCUUUGUUAAUAAUAUCGCUGUGCUUCAUUGAUAAACAUUUCUAGC
Loa loa (African eye worm) is the source of this 1561-nucleotide messenger RNA. RefSeq names its product fatty acid desaturase. The record is from RefSeq and is a predicted model, not a curated record. Bases 208 to 1335 code for a protein of 375 amino acids. Gene Ontology annotation, molecular function: oxidoreductase activity. Gene Ontology annotation, biological process: lipid metabolic process. Lineage: Eukaryota; Metazoa; Nematoda; Chromadorea; Rhabditida; Onchocercidae. The transcript has 8 exons.